CAGCAGAGUGACCUCGAAUGGUCUCUCCAAGGAAGAGGAAGCAUGCAAAGCAGAGCAGAACGAGGGAUAUAAAAGAGGGAGUCGCGUAGAGAGAGAUAAAGAAAGGCGAGAGCUGUUCUAAGUAUAGGGUGGCUUGUGAAUUCUUAUUGGCGAGGAUCGUAACGGAAAGCAACUGAAUUAACAAUCCUUUUGCUUUUUGGAUUCGGGAGGAACUAACGCUGGCCAUUGGAAUCGAUUUUGCCUUUUUAUUUGAGCAUCUUCCCGAUUUGUCUUUUCCCAGGCCAUAUUUUUCUUUUGGCGGGGCUGGCUAUUUGUAUGGAAGGGCAUGCUUUUCACCAGCCAAUUCAAAGUGGCAUCGUUUCCCUUCCUGGUUUGCAUAACCAGUUCGAUGAUUCUGGAAAUGUGAACCCCAGCAUUCCCUUUCUUUGCCCUACAUCUACGUUGACUGACCCUUUUGUGCCGCCGCUGCCACCCUCCGGGGUGGUGGUUCGUCAUCAUCCAACCUUACCCGCUCUUGCACUGCGCCCUCUGAACCCAGCUCUUUUAAUCAAGGUAGACGAGGAAAGAUCAAUGUCUCUGCAUCAGUUGAUGGCCGAUGAAGGACUUGUACCGUCGCCAGAAGAGGAGUCAAGAAGGAAAGUUGCCAUUCAGAAGCUCAAACAGAUUGUUUUAUCAUGGAUUAAGAAGGUUGCUCAGAAUCAUGGACUUCCCGAGCAUAAAAUCUCUACCACUUCAGCCACCAUAUUGGCCUAUGGAUCUUAUGGCCUUGGAGUUCACAGUCCAGAAUCUGAUAUUGAUGCUCUCUGUGUUGCUCCUUUCUUUGCUUCAAUGUCUGAGGACUUUUUUGUUCAUUUGCAUGACAUGCUUAAAAACAGACCCGAAGUAGCUGAGAUACAGUGUGUUAAGGGUGCAAAAGUGCCUCUAAUGCGGUUUAAGUUUGAUGGAAUUUCCAUUGAUCUACCAUAUGCCCGACUUAAAGUAUUAUAUGUUCGUGAGAAUGUAGACAUAUUAAACCCAUUAUUAAUGAGGAAUAUUGAUGGUACCAGCUGGAAAAGCCUGUCUGGAGUUCGUGCAAAUAAGCAUAUUCUUCAGCUUGUUCCAAAUGUGAAGAAUUUUCAAUCUAUGCUGAGAUUUCUUAAAUUAUGGGCAAAAAGGCGAGGAGUGUAUGGAACUUUACUUGGAUAUUUGGGAGGAGUUCACUUGGCUGUCCUUGCAGCUUUUAUUUGUCAAAGAUAUCCAAACGCCUCCUUGAACGCUCUAAUUAUGCACUUUUUUCAAACAUUUGCAUUUUGGCCCUGGCCUAAACCAGUAAUGGUACAAGAAGGAAUGUUCCCAAUAGUUACAGAUGUUAUGGAGACGCGAUCCUUGAUGCCUAUACAGCUUCCUUCUAGUCCUUAUGAGUAUUGCCAUUCAAAUAUUACUAGAAGCACAUUCUAUCGAAUUAGGGAUGAGUUUCUACGAGGAUGUCAUAUGACAUGGGAUCUUUUUAACUCAGACUUCCAUUGGGAUAGUAUUUCUGAGCCUUUUCCGUAUUCAAAAGAAUAUUCAUUAUUUGCCAAGAUUUACCUCUCUUCUCCUAAUAAAGAUAGUCUUGGAGAUUGGGUUGGCUGGGUCAAGUCACGGUUUCGUUGGCUUCUUCUCAUGUUGGAGGAAAUCCAAGGAUUUUGUGACCCCAAUCCAACAGAAUAUGUGGAUGCUGAGAAAACUGAGUCUAAUGUGGUUUUCUAUUGGGGCUUCCUAGAUGGUAAGGAUAAUGUAAGUGACAAGAUACAAUUGAUAGAGGAGGAGUUCAUGAGUAAUCUUAGCACAUACUGUGAUGUUUCUCCUGGGAAGGUGGAAUUGUCCAUUCUAUUGGCUUCUGAGCUUUCCAAGAGUGCUCUCUCUAAUGAUGAUACUGCAAAGCCUGCAAAGACAUGUUGGAAGAAGAUAACUGACCUUGAUCAGACAAGAAGUCUCCCAGCAUACUCAUAACAGUGUCUUCCACAUCACUUUGCUAACAAAGGCAUCUAAUGGUGGCCACUCUGAGUACUUGGGUUCGAGGGGAUAGAUUUUAAUUUGUUCCAUUUCUCAACUUCCUGUAUAUACCGCAAGUCCUGUAUUUUCUGGUUUCAGUAAUUGCAUAGGUUUUAGGGAAUAGAUGAUACAAGUCUCUGCGUAUAGGUCUCUUUAGUCACAGAAGAAUGAAUAGUCUUGAAAUUUGAAGUCAAUUUAGUGAAUAGAUGAUAGGAGUCCUUAUAAAUAAAAACUCAAUUGUACCUGUCAAAUGAUUGUGCAAAGCCAGGUUGAAGAAAAUUGUUUUUAUUUUC
Molecule: messenger RNA, 2306 nt
Organism: Prosopis cineraria
Lineage: Eukaryota; Viridiplantae; Streptophyta; Magnoliopsida; Fabales; Fabaceae
Product: nuclear poly(A) polymerase 3
Exons: 10
Coding region: 316-1971 (551 amino acids)
Cellular component (GO): nucleus
Molecular function (GO): RNA binding; poly(A) RNA polymerase activity
Source: RefSeq, a predicted model, not a curated record